Molecule: messenger RNA, 1706 nt
Organism: Anthonomus grandis grandis
Lineage: Eukaryota; Metazoa; Arthropoda; Insecta; Coleoptera; Curculionidae
Product: putative ATPase N2B
Exons: 1
Coding region: 244-1530 (428 amino acids)
Cellular component (GO): cytoplasm; mitochondrion
Molecular function (GO): ATP hydrolysis activity; ATP binding
Source: RefSeq, a predicted model, not a curated record
CAGAAAGUUAGGUUAUGUUAUGUCUAUGCAGGUUAACCUCAAACCUGGACCAUAGAAUGAUCCCUUAUUAAAAUAUCCGAAAAUCCAGCUCAAACCAAAUAAAGACGCGUCUACUUAUUUAUUUUACACUCCAUUAAGCCCCUCAUAAUGGAAAUACACAUAAAACCCUAUAAAAUAUGAGGUAAGCAAGCCAAGAAUUGAAUACAAAAAUUACAUAAUUCCCAAGCACCAAAACCAAUAAAAAUGAGAACGCUUUUGCUAAAAAACCGCUUGAAAUUCACCCCCCUUGGGUCCGCGAGGUUCUUCUGCUCUUCUCGAGGCCCAAUCAAACGACUGCAAGAACAAAUCGCUCAAAAACAACUGCGAGAAGACAAAGUGCAACUGAAAGUGACCGAACAGCUGCAACGGGUCUACGAGGACCUAAACAACUAUCGACCACUAAAACUUAACAUUCUCAACAAGCUAUUUUCGCAUAAACCGAGAGCCCCUCGGGGUUUAUACAUAUGGGGCUCAGUGGGCGGAGGUAAGACGAUGCUCAUGGACCUAUUUUUUAAUGAGUGCCAAGUCGAGCGUAAAAAACGCGUGCAUUUCAAUGAAUUUAUGAUCGGGGUGCACCGGAAGAUGCACGAGCUAAAACGCGAGGAGCAAAAAGGGAAACCUUUCGACCCGAUUCCCCCUGUUGCCAAGUCGAUUCUGGAGGAGUCCUGGCUGUUGUGCUUCGAUGAGUUCCAAGUCACUGACAUUGCUGAUGCAAUGAUCUUAAAAAGGUUGUUCACCGAACUGUUUGAUAACGGGUUAGUCAUGAUUGCUACCAGCAACAGAGCCCCCGAGGACCUGUACAAAAAUGGGUUGCAACGGUCCAAUUUUGUGCCCUUCAUCGGGGUUUUACAGAGGCAUUGCCAGGUUGCCAACUUGGAUUCGGGGAUAGACUAUAGGCAGAAACUAGUGAAAGAUAAAACGAAUUAUUUUGUAAUUAAUGAUAGUAAACGUAAGCUGGACCCUAUCGAGCCCAUUUUCAAGUUUCUUUGUUCCAAAGAGAAUGACAUAGUUAAAGGGAAGUCUUUCGUGAUAUUGGGGAGGGAGGUGAGUUUCCGGAAGGUCUGCGGCGGGAUCCUAGAGAGCUCUUUCGAGGAGUUGUGCGACAGGCCUUUGGGGGCCAACGAUUACCUUCACUUAACCCAAUUCUUUCACACCAUAAUAAUAAGAGAUGUACCGCGAAUCGACUUGAUUAAAAUGAGGUCUCAGGCCCGAAGGUUCAUCACCCUUAUCGAUGCGUUGUACGAUCAAAAAACCAAAGUUAUCAUAUCGGCGAGCGCCGAUAUUAAGGACCUGUUCAGUGCCCGGAAGUCUGAAGACGAUUCGAUCAGUGACGAAACCCGGAUGCUCAUGGACGAUCUGAAGAUCGGCCCUAAAGACUUGUCGGCCAACCUCUUUUCUGGGGACGAGGAGAUUUUCGCUUAUCAAAGGACCCUGUCGCGUCUCAGUGAGAUGCAGAGCGAAGACUAUUGGGGGGACAAGGGUAAACGUUAAUGUGGCUAAUCUACAGUGGGUUGUGGUGUUUUUUAGGAUUUUUCAAAGGCAUUCGAUAUGGUAGAGCAAAAACUCACUUAGUCUGAAACAGUACUUAAUUUAUUUAUAUGUAUAUGUUGAUUAUUGUUUAAGUGUUUAAUGAGGUGCAAUAUAUAUGAUAUAUUAUUUUGUUAUAA